AUGUCAGCUAUCCGGCGUAAGGACCUCACCAAUGGCCCAUCCUUCACCACAAUCCCCUAUCAUCAUACACCACAACAACAAUCACCAGGCUAUGAGACUGAUGAGCAACCUCAACCGCCAUCUCCCGGCUCUCAGCAACCUCAUUAUCUUCACCACCAACAGCCGCUUCCAGCUUUCGAAACUUUACCACCCAUCAAAACUGAGCCAAAGCCUAUGCCUGAACCUGCCCCAAAGGAAGCCAGUUUUGGUCCCGUGAGAGCCAAAAAGAAACCAGCUGGCUCCGCUUGUAACAGCUGUCACCGGUUAAAGACUCGAUGCUCAGGAGGAUAUCCGUGUGAUCGAUGUGCUGCUCACAAGGUUCCUUGCCAAUUUGAUCGAGAUCUGAUUUAUCGGUCACCUUUGGCGUCAUCCUCGCAACAAGCAUCUGCUCGUAAUACUCAAGUGCAAAAUAGCCCACACAACCCCAACGAGCCUAUGCCAGCCAAGACACCUCGUGCUCGUCCCAACAGCGGAAACAAAGCUGCUAGCAAGCGUGCUGCUACCCAACAACAGCAAGUACCAUCACCUUUGGCAGUCAGUGCUCUGCCAGCUCACAUCGAUGCCAGUCGAUCAACUCCUUCACCACCUGUACCAUACCGUAACAUACUCAACCCACAACAAACAUUGCCAAUGCGAGCUCAGCCUACCCCAUCAGCACGCAAAUUGCCUAAAUCCACUCUGAUCACGACCCCCGUUCCAUCUGAGGCGUUUUACGAACCAAACUCGUCGGCUUCCGCAGCCAUCAAUCAGUCAAUCUUACUUAGAUUAGCUGCGCUUGAAACCAACGUCUCCGGUCUCUUACAAGUCUUGCGUCCUGCCCAACUUCAUCAACAGUCCAAAUCUCAGCAGAGAAUGCGCGAACCUCCGACUCCCAUUCCGCCUACCUUGAUGGUGUCAAGCAAUUGCAGUAACGUUGGACCCGAAAAAGAUGGACAUCAUCCUUCAGAUUCGAAUGGAAGAGUUGGGUUUGCACCCGUUGGCGCCGGUGAUCCCCUCUCAGAGGGCUUGCUCAAUUCGCAGCAGGUCCAAUAUCUAUACGAUGUUUUUGUCGAUUGCUGUUUACCAAGCUUGCCAAUCUUACAUCGUGUUCAGCUAUCAAUGAUCCGAGCCCGAUCACCAUUCUUAUUUAGUACAAUGUUGACGAUUGGAGCCAGGUUCUGUUCAACUCAAGCUGUAUCACAAUCAACUGGCACAUUGAGCGUCCCUUCUUCACCAAAUCCUCUCGGACCAGGCGAUUCAUCAUCCAAGGUGAUUGUGGAUGAAACCACUUACAGUAGACUCGUAGGAUUGACAUAUCAACAUCUCUCGAGUACAUUGCUUAAACCAAGUCACUCCUUGGAUGACGUUCGGGCCAUCUUAUUCUUGGCUUGUUGGGCCUUGGUCUCGAAUGAGGACCCGGUUGGGGCUCCAAAUCGAUGGGUUUUGGUGGGUCAUGCCGGCAGAAUCGGUAGAUCAAUUGGACUAGACAGAGUCGUAGGGGACAUGAUGAGCAAUCUUGCUUCGAAUGGGAAUGGAGAUAGUUGGAAUUCACCUGAUCAACAAGAUCUCAAGCGUGACCAGCUGGAUGCCAUCAAGACUGAUUAUACGAUGCGUUCAAUUGAAGCUUUCCUGAGUACCAAUCUACGCAUAGAACCCACGCGAGACUUUUUUUCGCGAACCUCCUCAAGAUCAUCAAACAAGACAACAGAAAAUAUCGUACAAUUGGCGACUGGGUCCCCAUUUCAAUAUGAUGUUAUCAGUACGACACAGGUUCAAGCUAUGGCAGAACUGGCCGAAAUUUGGGCAUCUUCGACCACUUUUCUCUCAAUGGCCGACGAAUUUAAUCGAUCUAAACAUGGAUCUUCUUCUUACAAAAAAGAUGACUUAUUGAGUGAUGUAGAAUUGGCUGAACUUGGUGAAACUCACAAUUCAGCGUUGGAUGAUUGGGCUAAGAAAUGGACCUGGCAUGGAUCGGCUUGGGUUCCUUUACUUGGUAACAACCUACGUACACUCAAGCUUUUAUCUGAAUCGCUACGGAUUACUCUUAAUCUAGCCCUCACCAACGUCCUGUAUGGGUCGCUCAAUACUAGUUCACCCUCUCACCGAUUUCAAGAGCGAUUGUCGGUAGCCUUGGACAGAGUGAACGGUUCAUCUACUGCUGUCAUUCAAACUCACAGAGAUUCCGUGCGAGAAGGUUUCAGCCUUGCUUUCACGCCUGAUCUGAUCACGGAUGGACUAGUCUCCGCCGCUUUGACUGUCCUGCAGCUUGCUACACCUUUCAACAACCCACGCAAGCAUGAUGAUGCACGAGGUCCUAGUACUCCUACUUCAUCCGACGGAAAGGGCAAUGCUCCAGUGGAUGUAGAGAUGAGCGAUGUGACUACCACGACCAGUGGAAGCACAAAAGGCCGACAACUCAAUCAUCAAACAAGUCCAGUCAGUCCGCCACCGGUUGAAGAAAGCGGUACUGUCAUUGGAAAGAAGGCUUUGAUGGAACCUGCUGUAGCGGCUCACUAUAUCAGAAUGGCCACUGAUGUUUUGCGAGCGAGUGAUCGAUCUCAGACAAGAUUAGCGACUACAAUGGCUUCCAAAAUACUUUUACUGGGCGUUCGAGCUGGACUAUUGGGUGCACCUCAACAACAAUAUGUACCCCAACAACAGCCUCAUCAGCCGCUGCCAUCAUUACAUCUCGUUAAACCAAAGGAGCAGGAUGGAGCUGAGACUCCUCAGGUGGAGAGUGUUGAGAAAGGUCCAACUAGAGAAUCGACCGUCAGUCUAGAAAAAGAACCAGAAAGGGAGGCGGAGGUCGAGGUGGAAAUGCAGGCUGAAGAACAUGAUGAAGCAGACAUUGAAGAGGAGGAAGAAGAGGAAGAAGAAGAGGAAAUACAACCUGGUGAAAGAGAAGUUGAACAUGAGGAAGAAGAAGAUGAGGAAGAGAUGGACCAAUGA
Messenger RNA from Melampsora larici-populina 98AG31, 2967 nucleotides. RefSeq lists its product as uncharacterized. NCBI's taxonomy places the organism in Eukaryota, Fungi, Basidiomycota, Pucciniomycetes, Pucciniales, Melampsoraceae. The record is from RefSeq and is a predicted model, not a curated record. The coding region runs from base 1 to 2967 and encodes 988 amino acids. Gene Ontology annotation, cellular component: nucleus. The transcript is spliced from 5 exons. Gene Ontology annotation, biological process: regulation of DNA-templated transcription. Gene Ontology annotation, molecular function: transcription cis-regulatory region binding; DNA-binding transcription factor activity, RNA polymerase II-specific; zinc ion binding.